This is a messenger RNA of Australozyma saopauloensis, 1668 nucleotides long. RefSeq lists its product as uncharacterized. Gene Ontology annotation, cellular component: membrane. Bases 1 to 1668 code for a protein of 555 amino acids. NCBI's taxonomy places the organism in Eukaryota, Fungi, Ascomycota, Pichiomycetes, Serinales, Metschnikowiaceae. The transcript has a single exon. Gene Ontology annotation, biological process: amino acid transmembrane transport. The record is from RefSeq and is a predicted model, not a curated record. Gene Ontology annotation, molecular function: amino acid transmembrane transporter activity.
AUGGGUCUUCAGGAGAGAUCAUCGGACGAUAGCUCUGCGAGCAUCGAAUAUGUCACUUCCAGAAUGACUGGAGGCGACGAGAAGAAGAAUAUGGUCGAAGUGGUUGGUGAGGAACCACCAGAGAAUACUUUAAAACAAGGUAUGAAAAUGCGUCAUAUUCAAUUGAUUGCCUUAGGAGGAGCCAUCGGAACUGGUCUUUUCGUUGGUUCCGGCGCUGCGUUGGCUACCUGUGGUGCCGGUGCACUUCUUUUGUCGUAUAUCGUUCUCUCUGUCGUGGUCUGGUUUAUCAUGAACAUUUUGAGUGAAAUGGCUGCGUUCUUGCCAGUACCAGGUGUGGGUGCUCAGCAGUUCAUGAAUGACUAUCUCGAUCCAUCCUUUGGAUUUGCUUUGGGUUACAACUAUUAUUACUGUUUCGCAAUCUUGGUUGCUGCAGAAGUUGUUGCUGCCGCCUUGAUUAUUCAAUAUUGGACCACUUCGGUGAAUAUCGCAGUUUGGAUUUCAAUUCUCCUCCUUGUCAUCCUUAUACUUAAUUUGUGCCCCGUGAGAAUUUACGGAGAAGCCGAAUUUUACUUUGCUAGCAUUAAGUUAGUCACCAUUACGGGUUUGAUUAUUUUAGGUGUUGUCUUGUUCUUUGGUGGUGGUCCAAACCACGACCGUUUAGGUUUCCGCUAUUGGAAAGAUGGCAACGCAUUUAAACAGCAUCUUGUGAAGGGUGACACUGGAAGAUUUUUGGCCUUUUGGACUGCCAUCAUUAAAGCAGGUUACUCUUUUAUCACCAGUCCUGAGUUGAUUGUUGCCUGUUCUGCAGAGGUGCAAGCACCAAGAAAGGCAAUUCCUAGAUGUGCCAAUCAAUUUGUUUACCGUUUGGCGUUUUUCUACAUUUUGGGCUCUUUGAUCAUCGGUGUGAUUGCAAACUCAAACAGUGAGAGAUUGACCAGUGGCGAACAUACAGCUUUUGCAUCUCCUUUUGUUCUUGGAAUUCAAAGCGCAGGUAUUCCAGUGUUAAAUCACAUUAUCAACGCUGUCAUCUUGACCUCUGCUGCUUCAGCAGGAAAUGCCUUUAUGUAUGCUUCCUCGAGAACAUUGUUUUCGUUGAGUAAGAAAGGUUUGGCACCAAAGAUCUUCUCCACUGUCAACAGCUGGGGUGUCCCAUACUACUGCGUGGCGCUUUCAUUUGCAAUUGCAUGCUUAUCCUACUUGAAUGUCUCUGAAUCGUCUCUUACAGUUUUCACCUGGUUAACCAACAUUACUACUAUCUCUGGAUUCAUCGCAUGGAUCGUGGUCGGUUUCACUUAUCUCAGAUGGAGAAAGGCCAUUGUAUUCAGAGGUCUCGAAGAUAGAGUUCCUUACAAAACCAGAUUCCAGCCUUAUGGUACAUACUUUGUGAUUGUCUUCAUUUUCCUUUUGACUUUGACCAAUGGAUAUGCCGUUUUCUUCGACUUCAAGAUCGCUGAUUUCUUGGCUGCUUACAUUACCUUUCCAGUUGUUUUGGCACUUUAUGCUGGCCACAGAAUUUACUCUAUUUAUUGGCUCGGGAGAACUAGAUGGCUCACACCAUACGAAGAAAUCGACUUUUCGAAAUUAGAAAUGAUUGAAUAUCAAGAAACUCAAUACCCUGUCAGAGUUCCAAAGAACUGGGUUGAGAAAAUUUGGUUUGCGAUCUUCUAA